Messenger RNA from Cuscuta europaea, 583 nucleotides. The record is from the annotation of a GenBank genome assembly. NCBI's taxonomy places the organism in Eukaryota, Viridiplantae, Streptophyta, Magnoliopsida, Solanales, Convolvulaceae.
UCGAGUUUCAACAAGAGGUGGACGUAGUUGUAAUCCAAUUGCACAUGAUUCUGCAAGAGAAGGGAUUCAAGCAGACCAAACUCAAAGCGGCACUCAAGUUUCAUCUGUCAAUAAUGAAUCCGCAGAACAAGGUUCAAAUGUGCGUGGAAUAACAUGCAGUAAAGGUGCCCGGAAAGCAAUGAGGAGUGCUAAAUCACGAUUGACGGUAAAGUUUGACUUUGACCUUAUGCAAGCAAUAUGUGACAACACAGAGGUUUUCAAUAAUGAAGUUGGAUAUAUCCUGCGUACGUAUUGCGGCCUUAAGUACAAAGAAUGGAGGUUUGUACCUGAAGAAGAAAGAGCACCACUUCGUGACAAACUUCGAACAUUAUUUGAUGUUGAUUUGGAAGAUGCAAAUGUCAGAAAAGCUAUUGAUAAACAAAUGCAAAGAGCUUGGCAUAACUAUAGACGUACGUUACGUGAACAUUUUAAAACAGUUGGAGGUGCAGGUGAUCUGACGAAGGCAAAGGGUAAGCCUUAUGAGGGUGUUAGCGAAUCGGAUUGGGAAUAUCUAUGUAAUUGCUGGAGCGACCCUUCAUAUCUG